Heterotrigona itama is the source of this 1111-nucleotide messenger RNA. NCBI's taxonomy places the organism in Eukaryota, Metazoa, Arthropoda, Insecta, Hymenoptera, Apidae. The record is from the annotation of a GenBank genome assembly.
AUGUAUUCGAACGACUACGACGACGGCGCGCUUAUGAAUUCAUAUAUUAGAUGGAGCAAGAGGUGAAACGUGUCGAAUUCGUCUCUCUCUCUCUUCCUCUCUCCCGUUUCUUUGUUUCUCCCGUAGUUCCCAAGUUGCAAACGUUGCGAUGGUUUUAAGAAGGGGCAGAGUCGAUUUUAACAAACCGAUUUUAUUCCGCUCCGUGCAGAUUGGCCAGACUCCAUCAGCACACUCUGCGGAUGUAUCAAGAGAACGAGUACAUGCACCGGGACGACAAAGACAAACGAUCUCGACAGAGAGCGAAGAGGUGAAAGCCGGCGAGGAAUUCUGCUGGAAAUGCAGAGGCGAGACCGCAGACACGAAUGGGAACGCGGCUUCCUCGUUCCCUCACAUUCAGGACCUCUGUCCCGCUGACAGGAAAAGGAUAGCGCUACUGGUUAAGCAGUUAAUUAAAUGCGCCAGAGAAACGCGCGACGCCAAGUCGGAGUUGACGGCGAGCGAGUCGGAGAAGGAAGCGAUGAGAAUCCAGUACGAGAAAUCCCUGGACCGUCGUGAAACGGAGAAGAAGCAAUUAGAGUUCCAAUUGAACGAAGCACGAGGCGAGGCGAGCCAACUGAAGAUUCGAAUUUCACGUAUCCUGGAGUCGUUGACGCGGCAGAUCGCCGUCCAGGAAAAACAAUUUCUCGAGCUCACGCGGACGGUCGAUGAUUUGGCGGAUGAGAAGUCCCGACUGCGGAACGCCCUGGCCGAGAAACAGGCGGAAACCGAUGCUCUGCAGGGUGAAUUUCAAAGAACGAAGCAACUAUUGGAGAGGUCGGGACGGUGCAAAGAUGCCGCGAGAAUGUCUCAUCAGGCUUGUCAAACCGAGGAGCUUGAAAUCACCACUGAGGUGCAGGAGGAAUUCGACAAGGAUUCCAUCUCGCGUCGUCUACAAAAUGUACGGAUCAAGAGUAAAAACGACCUGGAUGAACCUAGCACCGAAGGAACCUUACUGAGGGAGCUGUUCUUCAGGAAACCGAGCGUCGAGGAGAGCGGAAGUUUGGACAUUAUACCGGUUCUGUCGGAAACUGAUCUGCAAACCAGACCUACCAACCAUGUCCUGUUUCCUUAA